Anopheles aquasalis is the source of this 965-nucleotide messenger RNA. RefSeq names its product dihydrofolate reductase (gene Dhfr). Gene Ontology annotation, molecular function: NADP binding; dihydrofolate reductase activity. Gene Ontology annotation, cellular component: mitochondrion. The record is from RefSeq and is a predicted model, not a curated record. Gene Ontology annotation, biological process: folic acid metabolic process; tetrahydrofolate biosynthetic process; dihydrofolate metabolic process. Lineage: Eukaryota; Metazoa; Arthropoda; Insecta; Diptera; Culicidae.
AACGGGAACGACCAGGGGGUUCCCAAGUUUAUCAUUUGCGAAGGCGAAAGGAUCCCACGAGCGGCACCGUUACAGGAAAAAAUAAGAUAAGAUAACGGAUUGCUACCAAAAGAAACUUGCGAAGGCCCAGAAAGCUGGAUUCAAGAGCCGUACUGGGAUAAAUCCUCAUUGAAGCCACAGAGAACAUGUCGCUUAAAUUCAGCUGUAUCGUUGCGAUUUGCGAAAAUCGAGGCAUCGGAAUCAAGGGAGAUCUUCCUUGGCGACUCAAAAACGAGCUUAAGUAUUUUUCCUCCACAACUAAGAAAGUGCGAGAUAAUGGCAAACGAAAUGCCGUAAUCAUGGGUCGCAAAACGUACUUUGGAGUUCCAGAAAGCAAACGACCGCUGCCCGAACGAUUGAACAUCGUCCUUACGCGUAAUGCAGCGGAACAUUCUUUCCCACCGGAGGUGCUCGUCUGCGGCAGCCUUGAAGAAGCCUUGCACAAAUUAGAUACCACUCAGCACGGAGAAAACAUAGAAAAUGUAUGGAUCGUUGGCGGGAAUAGUGUUUACAAGGAAGCGAUGGAAUCCGCCCGUUGCCACCGUGUUUAUCUUACAGAAAUCAAGAAGCAUUUCGAAUGUGACGCUUUUUUCCCACCAAUUCCUGCAUCCUUUGCGCUUGUAGCUAAUGAUUCGGACGUUCCUAGUGAAGAACAAGAGGAAAAUGAAAUCCGUUACGUGUAUAAAACUUAUGAAAAGCAGCACAAGCUUCGAUGAUCAUACUAGGUGCGCUGUAAAAGGCGAUCAGUGCUUUUUGGCUUCUUUCAAAAGUUCGUACAACUGCGAUAUCUGUUCGUCACGAAAAUGCUCCAACUGGUUCUCUGUUAAAUGUUCACCAAUCAUUCCAAUAGGUUGCGGUUUUCCUCUCAAUCCUAACUGUUCCGCUAGACUUAAUGCAUAGCCCUAAUAAAAUUUAGAAUCCAUUUA